This is a messenger RNA of Xenopus laevis (African clawed frog), 4578 nucleotides long. It is a transcript of the gene srpk3.L, whose product is annotated as SRSF protein kinase 2. Bases 224 to 2386 code for a protein of 720 amino acids. The transcript is spliced from 16 exons. Lineage: Eukaryota; Metazoa; Chordata; Amphibia; Anura; Pipidae. The record is from RefSeq and is a predicted model, not a curated record.
CUGGAGCUUUCUGUUUUCGGAACGGAACCUGUGAAACGCCGUUUAUUUUUUUUAUCAUCUUUCACAAAUCUGUCGGCUUCAUGUCCUGCAAAGUUCAAACGCUGUAACCCGUGAUCAAAUAACGUUACAAUUUCUGGGCACACACAGGAACGACCAGACCUGGGCGAGAACAUUUUUUUUUUUACAUUUUUUUCCAGAAACCAAGCAGACGAUUGAGUUGCUGAUGUCAGUUAACUCUGAGAAGUCGUCGUCUUCAGAAAGGCCAGAGGCUCAACAGAAAGUCCCUUCAGUUCCUCCACCCCCUCCACCACCUCCUCCACUUCCAGAGCCAUCUCCACCUGAGGCAGAGGAGGAGAUUCUGGGAUCUGACGAUGAGGAACAAGAAGACCCUGCUGAUUACUGUAAAGGUGGUUAUCAUCCUGUGAAAAUUGGAGAUCUUUUUAAUGGUCGUUACCACGUUAUUAGGAAGCUGGGAUGGGGUCACUUCUCUACAGUAUGGCUCUGCUGGGAUAUGCAAGGCAAGAGAUUUGUGGCUAUGAAAGUGGUAAAAAGUGCUCAGCACUACACAGAAACAGCUUUGGAUGAAAUAAAGCUACUCAGAUGUGUGCGAGAAAGUGACCCCAGAGACCCAAACAAGGACAUGGUUGUGCAGUUAAUUGAUGACUUUAAGAUCUCUGGCAUGAAUGGCAUGCAUGUCUGUAUGGUGUUUGAAGUUCUUGGCCAUCAUUUAUUAAAAUGGAUAAUUAAAUCAAACUAUCAGGGUCUUCCUAUUCGUUGUGUUAAAAGCAUUAUCCACCAGGUUCUUCAGGGUUUGGAUUAUUUACAUAGCAAAUGUAAAAUUAUCCAUACUGAUAUUAAACCAGAGAAUAUUUUGAUGUGUGUUGAUGAUGCCUAUGUUCGAAGGAUGGCUGCAGAAGCAACGGAAUGGCAAAAAGCCGGUGCUCCUCCUCCCUCUGGCUCAGCAGUGAGUACUGCUCCUCAGCAGAAACCAAUUGGCAAAAUUUCCAAAAACAAAAAAAAGAAACUAAAAAAAAAGCAAAAGAGACAAGCUGAGCUUCUUGAAAAACGACUUCAAGAAAUUGAAGAAUUAGAACGAGAGGCAGAGCAAAAAAAGACUGAAGAAACAGUAUCCUCAACAAUUCUUUUAAAUGAGCAGGAUUUGGAAGAUCAUCCUGAAGCCAAGAUGAAAACCGUAUGUCUUGAGGAUACAGCUGAUGAGGAGCCUGUUAAUGAAUAUGAAAGAGGAGAUAACGAUGAAAAAGAAGACACCGAAAAGGAAAAUGUUGAAAAAGAUGAUGAAGAUGACGACGAUGAUGAUGCUGAGCCUGAACUGGUUGACACAGAUCAGACAUGGAUUGAAUCUCCUAAAACAAACGGUCAUUUGGAAAAUGGCCCUUUCUGCAUUGAACCACAGUUGGAAGAUGAGGAGGAAGAAGACGAUGAUUGUCUUAACCCAGAGGAAUUCAAUUUGGAUGAAUCAAAUGUAGAAAGUGAUUAUACGUAUAGCAGCUCAUAUGAACAAUUUAAUGGUGAAUUGCCAAAUGGACAGCAUAAAAAUUCAGAAUUGCAAUUUUCUGAGUUUUCGGCCUCUGUGUUCUCUGAGGCUUUGGAAUCUGCAGCAUGUGGUUUAGCCAUUUCUGAAGAUUCUGCUCUCACAGACAGGGAUGAAAGUAGCUCUUGUCAUGACAGGAGCAGGACAGUUUCAGCAUCGAGUACUGGAGAUUUGUCAAAAACAUCUAAAAUUCGAGCUGCAGACCUGCUGGUGAAUCCACUGGAUCCUAGAAAUGCUGAUAAAAUAAGAGUUAAAAUUGCAGACCUUGGAAAUGCCUGCUGGGUGCAUAAACAUUUCACCGAAGAUAUCCAAACUAGGCAAUACAGAUCAAUAGAAGUUCUGAUAGGAGCAGGUUAUAGCACACCCGCAGAUAUCUGGAGUACAGCAUGUAUGGCAUUUGAACUGGCAACUGGUGACUAUUUGUUUGAACCUCAUUCUGGAGAAGAUUAUUCACGAGAUGAAGACCACAUAGCACACAUCAUUGAGCUUCUAGGCAAUAUCCCAAGACACUUUGCUCUGUCUGGAAAAUAUUCUCGGGAAUUCUUCAAUCGCAGAGAUCACAUAGCAUUGAUCACUGAACUGCUGGGAAAAAUCCCUCGAAAAUUUGGUAUAUUGGGGAAAUAUUCCAAGGAUUUUUUCACCAAGAAAGGAGAACUGCGACACAUCACUAAAUUAAAGCCUUGGAGUCUCUUUGAUGUUCUUGUGGAGAAGUAUGGCUGGCCUCAAGAAGAUGCUGCUCAGUUUACAGAUUUCCUGACACCAAUGCUGGAAAUGGUUCCGGAGAAGCGUGCAUCUGCUGGCGAGUGUCUCAGACAUCCUUGGUUAAGUUCUUAGCAAAUACUGUAGGCUUGAAGCUUUGCUCUGUUACUACAUAACUACUUGCUGACUGUGACAAAAUGUUAACAGCAGCAUAAUAUUUGAGGUGGUUUCAUCUCAGUCCCAUUGAUUUAACCCAUUUUACUUUUUGUUAUUUAAAUUUUUUUUUUUGGCUUGUUUAGUAUUUGUUGGAACUGUUAACCUCUGUGUCUGCUAUAAACUUAUCCGAUCUGUAAUGGGUAGGGGAAACAAUUAGUUUCUGACCAUGGUUUUCCAUAUUAUGUGCUGUUCAGAUGUCUAAUAUUAGAGUGAAUAGACCUUUUUUCCAUGUCUACAAGAUUUUGUAACUAUUUAUGAAGAUACAUUUUAGGUGAUGUUUGGGUAAAUCUUUGCUUUUGAAAUUCAAAAAAACAAAAAAAAAACAAAUAAAAAGGGGCCCAAGCUAUGGGCACUAUACAUUUUUAUUGUUUGGAAAAUAUUACCAUUCUUGUAUUAUAUUGUAUGUACAUUCACUUUGUAAAUGUGUAAUUUCAUUAAGAUCUUCGCAGUGCUACGAGAGAGCAGACGUAUGACGCGGCACCCUUCUGGUACUCUUGACGGUUAAUUACGAGAAAGGAAAUUUGAAUUCCAAAGCCAGCCUAGGUUAACCUGUUCAGUUUAGCAGCAUGCAUGUUAUCUCUGUUUCCUGAGGGUAAAUAUGGUCUUCUGAAUUUGAUUUGCAAAGUAAUGCCCUUUCUUCUCAAACAAUUGAUUUGAAUGACACUUUAGGGAUGCUGUAUUAUUUAAAGUAUAAAGCACUUUUACAACAAUGCUAAACAUUUUUUUUUUAGAUUUUUAAAAUGUGUGUAGCAGCAUUUCCAUUUCCUUCUUAAACUGUACAGAAAUUUAAAUUACAGACUUAGUCUACCCUCUCUAUGUGAAUAUUUAACAAAUCUGAUUAUUGAUAAAUACAUAAAUCCUUGCCCUUCAUGCCGCUCUGAGUUAACAGGGCAGUUCAUCUCUAACCACUAUGCUUCAUUCUUAUUUUAGUGUAAAUUUGUGUGUAGUCAUUUUCCAAUUUUGUACAUGUUAUUUACACUGAAUGGUGUUUUGUCAGUGGGAGGUUAUACUCAAGGAUAUUUGUUUUAUGCUUUAGGAGUGUGAUGGUGCAUCAUUUGAACUUUGGCUUAUGGCAUACAGAAAACAUUUUCCCAUGUGCACCCCUUGGGUGUUUUGGGUGUGGGACAACGCCCAAAAUAGCCCCUUGCUGCUUUUCAUAUGGUAAAAUGGCAGUCACCUUAAAGUGUCAGAACUGGUGCUGGUAGGCCAGAUGCUGAGUGGAAAUACUCCAGUUUUCAUUCCUUAUUUGCCAGUAAAGUGGCAGUGCUACUGUUUUCAGGCAAUUGCCCUUUAACUCUGUGGCUGGCAGUAGAGGAAGUUUAUGGCACCUUUUCACAUCAGGAACAAACACCUGAAAUUAUCUCUUGUGCCAUAGACCAUCUUGUGUGAUGGAAAGGCCAGGAGUAAAUAUAUACUGACUGAACUUAAAUUCUAGUGUAAAUGAUCUGUAAUACCAUCAAACAACAAACAUAAGGUGUUUAUUGCAUUAACAUCAAAAAGACCACAAUAACAUUUAGUGUGUAUAAUGUGUAAGGUAACAUGUAUUAUAUGUUUGCAGAAAUGCAAAAAAAAUAAAAAAAAUAACUAACAGCAAAGAAUAAAGAUGUUAAUAAAAUGAUUUUGCUCCACAGUGUGUAGUGCCGUGGACAAUGUAGCUCUUUCUGGUGUAGCAUUCUGAACGUUAAAUAGCCAAUUUCACAAUUGCUUAGGUGUACAGUACAUAUAAUUCAGCAUUAUUUUUUUAUAACUAAUUGCACUGGCUAUAUGUAUUUUGGAUAUACAUACUAUUUAGUAAUUCCUUUUACCUUUUGACGUUAACUUUCAUUCAGGCGCAUUCCUGGUUCAAUUCAAAAUGAUAGAAAUAAAAAUAUUCUAGGGAAUACAGAUUUUAGGAUGUUUGUAGAGGUCUGUUAAACCUCUUUUAGUCAUUGGAAUGAAUGUAAAUUUCUGUUUUUACAAAUGAUGGUGCCACUUUUCUCUUGAGAGUCUCAUUUUAAUCACAAGCCUUUGCAAUAAUAAUUAGAUGUAAAAAUGCCCCGUAUUGUAACCGUAACCAGUUGUGGUUUAAGGUGCUUGCAUUUGUCCAAUAAAAUGUAUGUUUUUCCAGAUAA